AUGCAUGAGCCCUUCUACUAUCAACCGUACUCAUUCAAUUUAAAUACUACAGAGCUCGUGAAGCUCGGUUUUCCGCCGGAGAGCUCAUCGAGAGCGGAUGGAUCAAAUGAGGAGAAGAAAAUUGGGGCAAGGAGAUCGAGAACUGCUUUCAGUGAUACACAACUUGAGGAGCUAGAGAGCUGCUUCUCGAAAUGUCAAUACCCGGAUUUGUCGACGAGGGAAAGACUCGCGAAACAAGUCGAUCUGCCAGAAUCACGUAUUCAGGUUUGGUUCAAGAAUCGUCGCGCUAAACACCGUAAACGACUCAACAAUAUUAGAAGAGAGGAUUUCGAGGAAAUGGGAGAGAACGAAAAGAAUAAAAUCAUCAAUAAGACGAAUCAGAAGAAUGCCGAGAACUCGAUUAUCACAUGGACUCCAGGGACAGCUUUUCAGGGAAUGAUCACCCCGAGUUUCUCCUAUACAUCCACGUUUCCCAUCGCGAGUCUACCAUUUUCAGGAGUUUGUUUUAAACUU
Messenger RNA from Mesorhabditis belari, 513 nucleotides. The record is from the annotation of a GenBank genome assembly. NCBI's taxonomy places the organism in Eukaryota, Metazoa, Nematoda, Chromadorea, Rhabditida, Rhabditidae.